AUUCAAAUCUCAUCAUUUCCCCCAACGGCUAUUUUCUCUUCUCCCUUAAACAAUAACCCUAAAUCCACCAUUUUUUUGGUUCUGUACAAACAAUGAAGCAGAACGUACAACAACAAAGAAGCACAACAAUCUUAAGGGAGAAUAAUCAAAACGAAGCAAUGUGGAGUCCAAACCCUAGCUCUACGAAGCAAAAAUGGGUAACUCCACCGCCUUCUUACCGGAAGAACAAAUCGUCGUCUAAAGAGAAUAAUGCUCCUCCGUUACCGCCACGUCAUCCGAAUUCAAAUCCGUUGAAAAGGAAGCUCACUGUUGAAUCUGUAGCUUCCGAGAAUGCUCCCGUUGUUGCUGCUGACUCUGGAGUUAAAGUUAUAGUGAGGAUGAGGCCACCUACCAAAGAUGAGGAAGAGGGUGAAAUUGUUGCCCAGAAGGUCUCUAAUGAUUCUUUGUCAAUAGCCGGACACAGUUUUACAUUUGACUCUAUCGCUGAUGUUCAAUCUACACAGCUAGAUAUAUUUCAGCUUGUGGGAGCUCCUCUUGUUGAAAAUUGCCUCGCUGGUUUUAGCAGCUCAGUAUUUGCUUAUGGGCAGACUGGUAGCGGAAAGACAUAUACACUAUGGGGACCAGCCAACGCCUUGUUGGAAGAAAACUUGAGAAGUGAUCAACAAGGCUUAACACCGCGCGUUUUUCAUCGACUUUUUGAAAGAAUUGGGGAGGAACAAAUCAAGCAUUCUGACAAACAACUCGUGUAUCAGUGUCGAUGCUCCUUUCUUGAGAUAUACAACGAACAAAUCACUGAUUUGUUGGAUCCUAGUCAACGAAACCUCCAGAUCAGGGAGGACGUGAGAACUGGUGUCUAUGUUGAAAAUUUGACCGAGGAAUGUGUUUCUACCAUGAAGGAUGUGACAAAGCUUUUGGUGAAGGGCUUGUCAAACAGGAGAAUUGGCGCCACUAGUAUAAAUGCUGAGAGUUCACGUUCUCACAGUGUAUUUACUUGUGUUGUUGAAUCACAUUGCAAGAGGAUGGCCGAUGGCUUAAGUUGCCUAAAGACGAGUAGGAUAAAUCUCGUAGAUCUUGCUGGAUCAGAAAGGCAAAAGCUAACUGGUGCAGCUGGAGAACGCCUGAAGGAAGCUGGGAACAUCAAUCGCUCCCUGUCACAGCUGGGGAACUUGAUAAACAUUCUAGCAGAAGUUUCCCAAACAGGAAAGCAUCGGCACAUUCCCUAUAGAGAUUCCAAGUUGACAUUUUUGUUACAGGAAUCUCUUGGUGGGAAUGCAAAACUUGCAAUGAUAUGUGCCAUUUCUCCAGCACAGAGUUGUAAGAGCGAGACUCUUAGUACCCUGAGAUUUGCCCAGCGCGCAAAGGCAAUCAAGAAUAAGGCAGUAGUCAAUGAGGAAAUGCAAGAUGAUGUAAAUGUCUUAAGGGAAGUUAUACGACAGUUAAAGGAUGAGCUGAUCAGAGUGAAGGCCAAUGGCUCUCAAGCAGAUCAAAAUGGAAAUUAUUCAUCAGGGUGGAAUGCGCGUAGAAGCUUAAACCUUUUGAAAUUCAGCCUAAACCGUCCAAUGACAUUACCUCCUCUAGACGAGGAUGGUGACACAGAAAUGGAAAUUGUUGAGGAGGCUGAACUAUUAGGUCUCCUGCCAGAAGGAAGUAAAGAGGUUGGAAUCUUGCGAAAAACUCUUUCCAAGAGUUCCUUGGUUGGUCCUUCUGAAGGACGUAACGAGGAAAAGCACAACACAUGCAACGGAGAGGAAGGUUCUGAGGAUGUGGACGUUAACAUGGAGGAAGAGGUACCUGAACAAGUUGUCCAACCUGAAAACAAAAUUAUUCAUGGUGCUGGGCUGCAGAAUUUCGAAAAUUGUUCAAUGGCUGAAGAAUCAAAUCAUCAAAGUUGUGAAGAAGAAAAUGUGGAGGCUGGUUUGAGGAAAUCCAUGUUGAAGAAGCUUGAUAGUGAUUCUUCUCGAGAGCCCAUUGAAAUUGAGUGUCUUCCAUCGUUGGCCAUUAAUUUGUUCAAUCAAGGAGUAAAAGCGAAACUGGUCGAAGAAACAGCCUUAGAGCAAUGUGAAGGCUACAAUGAAAGAACUCCUGAAAACUCUUCUAAGUGUUUGGAAGGCGAUGCAGCCUGUACAGACAUUAGUGUAGUUACAAAUGAUAUAUCUCCUAUUUUGAAAUCUCCCACUCCAAGUGUUUCACCAAGAGUUAAUAGCAGUAGAAAAAGUCUUAAGACAUCAUCAAUGCUGAGUGCUUCUCAGAAGGAUCUUAGAGAGAGCAAGCUGGAUGCACCACAUUUGUCCUUUGCUAAGCCUUCGAACAGUAUUUGCUUGGACUCUCAACCUAAGCAGAGAAGUAAAAGUUGUUUCACAUCGACUGAACAUUUAGCUGCUAGUCUACAUAGGGGACUAGAAAUUAUAAGUAACCACCAGAGUACAUCUUUGAGGCGAUCAUCAUUCAGAUUUUCUUGCAAACCUGCUGACAUUAGAGCAAUUAUUCCAGUUGUUAAAGUAGAUGUAGGGGUCCAAACUAUUAUUACAGAUGAUCAGUCAUUUGAAGGAGGGUCGACCUUUUUGUGUAGUAAAUGUAAGACAAGGAAUUCCCAGCCAGAGCUUAAAGACGGCAAUGAUGGCUCAAACAUGCAAUUGGUUCCUGUCGAUGAAUCACAGUUGGUACCUGCUGAAGGAUCACAGUCCUGCGAAAAGCUCAAGAUUCAAGUACCCAAAGCAGUAGAAAAGGUAUUGGCAGGAGCAAUACGGAGGGAGAUGGCACUGGAAGAAAUAUGUGCCAAGCAAAGUUCUGAGAUCAUGCUACUCAACCGCUUGAUUCAACAAUACAAACAUGAGCGAGAAUGCAAUGCCAUUAUUGGCCAAACACGCGAGGAUAAGAUUGUUCGUCUUGAGAGCUUAAUGGAUGGAAUCCUACCAACAGAGGAGUUCAUGGAGGAUGAAUUGUUAUCACUCACUCAUGAGCAUAAGGUUCUGAAGGAGAAAUAUGAGAAUCAUCCAGAAAUCUUAAGUGCGAAAAUUGAAUUAAGAAGAACUCAAGAUGAGCUGGAACGGUAUAGAAACUUCUUUGACUUAGGUGAGAGGGAUGUUUUGCUGGAGGAGAUUCAGGAUUUGAGAAGCCAACUCCAGUUCUAUGUAGAUUCUUCACCGAAGUCAUCCAAGAAAGGAAAUUCUCCUCUGCAAUUAGCUUAUCCAUGUGAGUUAAGUGAGCGUUCGCCUUUAUCCACUAUUCCAGAGUCAACUGAGGAGAGUGCUGAACAGAGACUUGAAAAGGAGAGGAGUCAAUGGGCUGAAACAGAGAGUAAAUGGAUUUCUCUUGUAGAAGAAUUGAGGUUAGACUUAGAAGCUAGCCGCGGCAUGGCUCAAAAGCAUAAACAAGAACUAGAUUUGGAGAAGAAGUGCUCGGAAGAGCUGAAAGAAGCAAUGCAGAUGGCAAUGCAGGGACAUGCACGCAUGCUUGAACAGUAUGCUGAACUUGAAGAAAAGCAUAUGCAAUUGCUGAUACGGCAUAGGAAGAUCCAAGAUGGUAUGGAGGAUGUCAAAAACGCAGCUGCAAAGGCAGGAGUGAGAGGUGCUGAAUCUAAAUUUAUCAAUGCUCUUGCUGCAGAAAUUUCAGCCCUAAAAGUAGAAAGGGAAAAGGAGAGGCGCUAUUUUAGGGAUGAAAAUAAGGGGCUUCAGGCCCAACUGAGGGAUACUGCUGAAGCUGUACAAGCUGCUGGUGAAUUGCUUGUGCGGCUUAAAGAUGCAGAAGAAGCUAUCGCAGCCGCUGAAAAACGAGCGAUUGAGGCAGAGCAAGAAGCUAACAGGGCUUACAAACAGAUUGAUAAACUGAAGAAAAAACAUGAAAAGGAGAUAAACAAUUUGAAUCAGUUACUCAAAGAAUCCCGCCUGCCUAAUCGAAUAUCAGAAGUCAUUUAUGAUCAUUCUGAGACAACAGCAUAUGAUGCAGGGGAGAUGAAUAAUGGAGGUGAUCAGCAGUGCAGAGAAGAAAUCGAGUCAUUUUACAAUAGAGAAGAGGACUUAUCAAAAUUAGUAGAGCCCUCUUCUUGGUUCUUUGGCCAUGAUCGAUGCAAUAUAUAGACUAGGAUAUGUGUGAUGUAAAGGUGGUUGUGUUUGUUGUAUGUACCAAUAAUAGUUUGUUACAUAGUUUUGGAAAGGUGUAGCUUUUCUCUUCAAAUUUCAAUGAUAGGAAUUGUCUCACCAAUUGUGGAAGGAACAACUUAUUAUUCUAUCAAGCUCUUUGUAUCCAAUUCCUAUAAUUGAUCGAUAGCAUGAGAAGAAUGAUUGGUUUUAUCCUUA
Messenger RNA from Lycium barbarum (goji berry), 4295 nucleotides. RefSeq names its product kinesin-like protein KIN-12B. NCBI's taxonomy places the organism in Eukaryota, Viridiplantae, Streptophyta, Magnoliopsida, Solanales, Solanaceae. The record is from RefSeq and is a predicted model, not a curated record. The transcript is spliced from 16 exons. Gene Ontology annotation, molecular function: microtubule binding; microtubule motor activity; ATP binding. Bases 93 to 4076 code for a protein of 1327 amino acids. Gene Ontology annotation, biological process: microtubule-based movement.